This is a messenger RNA of Vicia villosa (hairy vetch), 899 nucleotides long. RefSeq names its product early nodulin-like protein 18. The transcript is spliced from 2 exons. The coding region runs from base 163 to 804 and encodes 213 amino acids. Gene Ontology annotation, molecular function: electron transfer activity. Gene Ontology annotation, cellular component: plasma membrane. The record is from RefSeq and is a predicted model, not a curated record. Lineage: Eukaryota; Viridiplantae; Streptophyta; Magnoliopsida; Fabales; Fabaceae.
CAGCUCACAUGCACACCACUCCCACAAUUUCAACAAUUUAUGUAAACUAAUCUAUUAAAAUAAAAAAUCUCACUGUAAUUUAUAAACCCCAUCAAACAAAAUUCACAUUUUAAGUCUAAUAUUAUCUACAGUCUUCACAAAAUCACAACAUCUCCUCUCACAAUGCCCAAAAGAUCACCACCACCAAUGACACCAUAUCUCACGGCACUCCUCCUACUCACCACCAUCUCCGCCGCAUCCGCCGCAACCGAAUAUAAAAACCACACCGUAGGCGGCACCUCCGGCUGGUUCUUCAACUCAACCACCAACACUUCCGCCACAAACUACUCCUCUUGGGCUUCCACUCAAACCUUCAACCUCGGCGAUUAUCUCAUUUUCAACACGAACUCAAAUCAGAGUGUGGUUCUCACCUACAACAACACCGUUUACUUGAACUGCACCGCCGAUGAUUCCGAUAACGGAACAUUCAUAUACAACAGCGGAACUUUCAACCAGACGUUGACUAUUCCCGUUCCGUUGACUAUUGUGGGACCCAACUACUUCUUCUCCGACACUAGCGACGGUGUUCAGUGUCAGCACGGAUUGGCGUUUGAGAUCCAGGUUCAGCGUGGUUUGGGCUUACCGCCGAGUCUAAAUCAGCCUCCUCCGCCGCCGUAUAAGGAGCCGCCUGGUCCUGAUAGUGCUGAAUCUCCGACAGUUGCGGUGGCGGAUGUGCCAAAAAAUGGCGCGUUUGUGAAACGUGUUGACGUGCGCGUGGUGGUUUAUGGGUUGGGUGUAGUGAUGGUGUUGCUGCAAUUUUGGUGAGGCAUUGGGAUAAGUUUCACGCGGCUUUUUACAUUUGAGUUCAUUUUUAGAUGGACAAUAUAUUUAUUCGAUAGAAUUUGUUUUUGUUUUUAUUU